AUGUCAAGGCCUGAAAAGAAGUCGAUGGAGCUGUGCAUCAAUAUGAGGGGAAUUUCAUGCUUCUUGUUUGCACUGAUCCUCCUAAGCAAGUACGGAUCUGGAAAUGCACUGGAAAGCACUCCCAUUCAUGGACGGGAAAAUAAUGGAGGCAACUUGGAGAAAAUGGUGUUAGUUCUGUUGGAGGACAAGGAAAGCCUCAGGAACGACAACAGGAAAUUGAAGUAUGAAUUUGAGAACAUGAGACGAACUACUGAGAAACUGAGUAAUGAUUACGAGAAAAUGAGAAAAGAUCACGAAAACCUCAAGUCUAGCUUCCAGGAACAUCUCCGGGAAAGAGACAAACUUCAACUGAACACAACAGAUGCAAGACUCCAAUAUCUGGAGGCUAUUAGCCUGCAAAUAGGCUCUAAGAUGUCGUCUAUAUCUGAUAAAGAAGACAUCUUAGAGACAACAUCUGAUAAACAAACUCGCUAUGGUCGCGCCUUCGGCGCUCCAUUGCCUUGGAUAAAAAGAAGGUCCACUAAAACGAACAAUUUCCUGUCCUACGAAAACAACAGCAACAAGAAGUCUACAUUCCGCGUGGCAGUCAACGCAUGUUUCCGACUCAGGAUUGACCGUGUCUCGUUCCAGUAUGACUGUUUUUCCUCGGCCCUCAAAAUUGGAAACAUACACUAUGCAUGGUGGGUGGACCGUCACGGCGAACCACAAUACUACUGGGACGGGUCAAAAGCAGGACAGCACAUAUGCAACUGCGGUCUCUCUGGCAACUGCACAGACACAAACUUCCCUUGCAACUGUGAUGCAAAACCCCCUCAUUGGGAAUCAGACUCAGGAGCAAUAACGAAUGCAACAUCCUUACCCAUAACCGAGUUGCGCUUCGGUGGACUACAAUUUGAGGGGCAGAAAGCGAAUUACACAUUGGGUGGAUUGACCUGCAAAGGCAAGAUUCCGUCCCCGGAUAAUCCAGCACAAUCCUGUUCAACUCUGCGCCAAGCUGGAAACGCUCAUCCUGGUUAUUACAUGAUCGACUCCGAGAAAAGUCGCUUGGAUGUUGUUAUGUGCAGGAUGGAUAUGGAGGAGACAGACCCGAAGUUUCAGGUGGAGACUAGUGUACAUAUUGCAGGGGAAGGUGGUAUUUCUCUCGUAGAUGUCCAAUCAACUGCCUUUCAUCUGCUGAAACAAGGCGCGAAACUGUGGCCUCUUGCUGGAACUCGGAAGGAUGAAGUAAAGGCGAUGAACGCGGUGGAUUGCGGCUCCAUUUGCCAUUCUCUUGGAAUGAUUUGCAAUGCCUUCAACUGGUAUCCAAUAAAUUUCAAGUGUGAGUUCGUGAACACUCUAAAUGCCACGUUACAAGAUGCCCCUGGUGCGAUGGUCUAUGUCAGUGCCUUUGUAGCAUUCAGUGGUUGCCUGACACCUCCUCCUUCGAUGGAGAAUCGAACGAUGAAUUUCUCGUACGGAUGGAAUGGCAUCCUCCCGGCGCCAUUGCUCUCCGAAGUCUCAUAUGUCUGCCCGCGGCAUUCCCGUUGUCCUCUCAAGGCCAAAUGCGUUGGCUUCAACGUGUGGAAAAUCCUGAAUCAAGACGUCACGCCGCCCUGCCCGGGAAGCGUUCCUCUGGCAGAAGGUUACAAGUUGUUUCAAGAAGAUGGUCGGUUUUACAAGUACUACAAUAGGUAUAUGAACUGGACUGAGGCGAGUCAGGUCUGCUGCCUGGAUGGGGCCCGACUCGCUUCCGCUACGAGCCCCACAGUCUACAAAGCGAUCAGAAGUGUCACCCCCAACCCCAUUAGUAUCUGGCAAGGCGCCACCGACGAACUCGUGGAAGGCACGUGGAUAUACGAAGACCCGAAUGAGUAUGAAUCCAUCACAUUUGGUCUAUAUCAUUGA
Messenger RNA from Darwinula stevensoni, 1884 nucleotides. The record is from the annotation of a GenBank genome assembly. NCBI's taxonomy places the organism in Eukaryota, Metazoa, Arthropoda, Ostracoda, Podocopida, Darwinulidae.